UCGCAACAAGUCAGCUGCACCGGUGGUCACGUGUGUAAACAUGCGCAUUCACAGUGGCGUUUAGCGGCCAAAGACGUUUCAUUUCAAACUUUUUGACGCCGUGGAGGCUACAAAAAUAGGAAGAAGGUAUCCCAGGCAGCGAGGAACUGUAACUGUAACUUCUCCGCGCUCACAUGACUUGUUUUAGGAACCAACAUGGUGGUCACAGUUCAGGUUUAGGUUCGCUGUCUCUCAUGUCGAAGUUGGACCGAGGAGUUCACCGCCGAAGAGAUGAUCUCAUCGCCGGACUUGCUGCCCUUCGCCGGGCCGGAGGGUUUCGGGGAGAACGCGGUGGAGGGUGACCCCGGGGGGCUCCCUGAGGCGCUCUCCGUCCCGCUGUUCUCCUCCAGACAACCAUGGAGCUCCAGGGCCAGCUUCCACACGGACUUUGUGCUGGUGGCAGAGUUCUCAGAACAGGUGGGCCCUACGCCUGUGAUGACCAUCCCAGAUGACCCUCGGGUCAUUGGUUCUUUCGACCUCAACCACUUCUCAGUUCGCAUCAUGUCGGUGGACUACCAGGCGUCAGGCCCCGGCUACGCCCCUCACACCUCCGCAGGCCUCCGCCUCAACUUCAGCGAGGACUCCAAGGUGGUCCUGGGCGACUCGGCAGAGGACGCCUUUGCCUAUGUGCAGCAUGUGACGCUGUACGACCUGGAGGCACGCGGCAUGGUGCGGCCAUUCUGCAUGGCGUACGUAUGCUCGGAGGAGGCCAAGCUCAUGGAGAACUUCACCCGGCUGUCGACUGGCUUCUCCCGGGCGUCCGACAGCCUCAAGACAGGCAACAGGCAGGCCUUUUCUUUGGAGCUGCAGAGGAAGCUACAAGAGCUCCAGUAUGCACGCGCGACACUGCUGCAGGACGUUGAAGGAGGACAAUCGGAUGAGCUGGAAGUUCUAGAGCGCUCCAUCUUCACUCACAAAGAUCUCCUCCGCCAGGUGACUUCCUAUCCAAACAGGAAGCUCAAACAGCCAGACUUCCUACCCUACGACCCAGCCCCGACGGACAUGACGGCAGCCCUGCCUCCUCCCCUGUUACCACCCACUUCCUGCAGGUCAGAGCGCCACCUGAAACCCAUAGAUGAGCUCUGCAACGCCUACUUCCUGUUGCUGAUGCGAGAGCAGCUGGCUCACACAGAGCGGCAUCUCCGUGGCGACACCAGCACUCUGCGGAGCGCUCACAUCACACGCUCGCUCUCCAGGAAGCUGCAACUCACCAACUUCCUCUUUGAGCUGUGGCAGCCUGACGAUGAGGAAGAGGAGGAGGAGGAAGCAUUGCCGAGGGCAACAGGAAGUCAAAGUGACGAGCAGCCACUGAGUCCCGAGUCGUUCUGCUCCUGCGUGGAGGAGCUGCCCAUCAAACUGGAGACGGGAGAAGAGGUGACCCCCGACCCGCAGGGCACCAUGGAGAUGACAGGAAGCGUCAGUAGCAGUGACAGCAUCGAAGUGAUCGGGACGGAGCGCUCGUAUCGCACGCAGCGGCAUGAUGCCUCAGACUCUGAGGUGCCCGUUGCGAGGAGUAGCGGGUCGGAGGCGGUCCCCAGACGAGUGAGAGGAUAUGCCAGACGAGCCAACAGCGAGGACAGCAUCGAAGUCCUGAGCACCACCGAGUCCAUCAUCCCCGAAGACCUCACCGCCAUCACAGAGGAAGAGGUGGAGCCACAGCCUCUCAGUAAGGGUUUCUCAGAGAAGUGGGAGGAGUCAAGAAAUGACCCAAAAAUGAAACCCUGUGAUGACAAACUUGUUAGCAGUGACGUCACAGUGAAGGAGGCACUUUGGGGGAGGAGCCUUGCUGGUGAAGGAACAGGAAGUAGUCCAAGUGAUCAGAUUCUGCCUGACCUCGUGGUGAACUUUAGCACACCGCUCCACAUUGAACGAUGGUUGCCGCCCUCUGCCCCCUUCAGGCCGCCCAGCGCAGCAGAUGAGGCGUGGGACAGCGCCAGCUUGGCCGGCUCCUCGGACCCGCCCUCCCCACACCAGAGCGUCCAUGGCAAGGUCCUCUCUGACAAAAGGACGCGAAGGAAGGCGGGCCUACGAGCGCUGCGCUUCCUCAAGCAAAACUCCUUCUCCCAGCACGCUGUGUUCUGUUUGUUGAGCGGCCGGCCGCUGGUGGUCGUAGGUGGCGAUGAGGGUCUGGUGAGGAAGACGGUGGAUGGACUGAGCCUCUUCCUGCCUGCCCCCGGCGCGGUGAUGAAAUGUUUGAGCACGCCCCUGCAGCUGAGCGACCUGCUCACCUGGAGGCUGAUUGGCAUCCACAGGUCAACAUCCUCGCCAUCUUCCACCAUGCUUCACUCCCUGACCCGUUACAGUCGUUAUCUGGGCCUGCUGGACCUGGACCAGAGGACACUGCGCUGUCCGUCCUACUCCGGCUUGCUUGUCAAGACGCUGGCCGACCGCUCCACUAACAUCCUGCGUGGAGCCACCUACCUCCUGCACCUGGAGAGCGGCCUGACGGCGCUGGCCAAUCGGGCUCUGCUGUUCACGUUCGGUUCCGAAGAGCCCGAUCUCGGAAAGGCUUCCCCGUCUGUGCUGGGCGACUUGAGUGUGAUGCGUUUCCUGUCUGACCUCAUCAAGCAGCACCACGCCGGACGCGGACCGCCAGCGUUACGCUUCUCGUACGUGCCGCUGCACGUCCACAGAAACACGGCUGCCACAAGCAGAUCAUAAAACAUGUUCAAAAUAAAUUAUUGCACUCAUCUCCUGUCUCGGCUGUUUAAUACCUGAUUUUCAAGUCUUCUGGCAAGUCUUCCUAAAAGAUUUAGAAAUAAGGCACAAAAAUGCUUCAUCACGGCGUCCUUUAAAGCAGGGGUGUUCAAAGUGUGGCCCAAGGGACAUUUGCGACACAUAUCCCAAUAGUAAAUUACAAUUAUGAGACGAAAAGUCGAAAUUGAGAUAACACAUGUCGCCUUCUUCACUGGAGCCUUCGUAUCUCAUUAUUUCAGCUUUUUAAUCUCAUUUUGACUUCCAAAAAUGUGACUUUUUAUCUUGUAAUUUUGACUUUUUAUCUGAAAAUUAUGACUUCCCAAGGGGAUAUUUUUUUCUUUCAGUGAACAAAAACAUUAGCCAGGAUUUUUUUUGUUUUUUAUAGAAAACCUAAGUAAUCCAAAGUAAAGUAAUUACAGUAAUCUCUUAUCUAGCAUUAUAUUUUAAUAAUAAAAAAUGAAAAACAUGUAUUGGUCUAUUUAUAUAGUAUUUGGAUCAAAUAUUAAUUCAAAUUUUAGAUGAAAAAAAUAAUAAAAAAAAUAUUUAUUGAUAAUAUAUUGAACUGAUAGCAUACUGGAUGUGGCUUUUGGAAAAAGUUCGGACACCCCUACUUUUUAGUUUUUGCCCUCAUGCUAAGCCAGUGUUUCAAAGAAAUGAUAAAGUGUUUGAUAUAUUGCAUACUUAAAAAGAGCCCUCAACAUAAGCACAGAAUUCUCACCCAUAGAAUAUUUUUACAGUCUCUGCAAAGCGGUUGAUUGGCACUUCGGGUUUUGGCCAAAGGAGGGAUGGGGCUCUAAAGCAGCUUGUAAAGUAAAAAAAAAUGGCAGGUGGUCUUCAUGAGGGGACUGAGGAAGGGACGUGGGUGCAUAGAGAAAGGAAGGGCUGCAGGCAUUUACUGCUAAAACACAGCGCUGCAAAGCUACACGUCUUACUGCUCACAGUUUCUGGCGCGAGGAUCCAGAAGGUGUCUAAUGGAGUGAAGAGAACUUGCAGGGCCCUCUGGGGAAGAAGAGACAGAAGCAAAGAUGUUUCUACAGACGAGAAUUGAAAGGGGGGGACACACACACACACACACACACACACACACACACACACACACACACCAGUUGUGUGUUCCAGCUCCUGAUAGAUCUUUUGCAUGAUGGCGGCGUGGAGGUCGUCAUCGCACAACUUCCAGAACCAGCAGAGAGCCCACAUGUUUCUCUGGCAUUGAAAAAAGAAAAAGAAAAAAA
Dunckerocampus dactyliophorus (ringed pipefish) is the source of this 3968-nucleotide messenger RNA. It is a transcript of the gene smcr8b, whose product is annotated as Smith-Magenis syndrome chromosome region, candidate 8b. Gene Ontology annotation, molecular function: GTPase activator activity. The record is from RefSeq and is a predicted model, not a curated record. The transcript has 4 exons. Lineage: Eukaryota; Metazoa; Chordata; Actinopteri; Syngnathiformes; Syngnathidae. Bases 271 to 2700 code for a protein of 809 amino acids. Gene Ontology annotation, cellular component: guanyl-nucleotide exchange factor complex.